AACUCACCAUGUAGUCCAGGCUGGCCACAGACUUACAGAGAUGGUCCUGCCUCAGCCUCCUGACUGGUGGAAUUAUAGGUCUGAGGGGGAAGAAACAUCAUGGUGUGAACGCAAGGCAAAGAAAACUCCUCACCACAAGACAGGCCGAGCACUGUGUCCGCAGACAGGCUCCUUCUGCUUUUGUUCUAGCCAAGCUCCAGCCCAUUGCAUGGACAGUGACAUGGAGUCUGGAAGCAGCCCACUUACCACACAUGUGCUAGACACGACGUCUGGGCUCCCAGCUGGUGGCCUCGGCCUCCAUUUGUCCCAGCUGACAGGCCUUGGCCAGCAGUGGACAGAGCUGAAGAAAAGCCACACAGACAUGGAUGGCCGCUGCCCUGGGCUUCUGAAGCCAGGCCAGCUGCAGCCAGGCACCUACAAGCUGUCCUUUGACACUGAGGGCUACUGGAAGAAGAGAGGGCAGGAGAGCUUCUACCCAUACAUAGAGGUUGUUUUCACCAUCACAAAUGAGAGCCAGAAGUUCCACGUGCCCCUGCUGCUGAGCCCAUGGUCAUACACCACCUACCGAGGGAGCUAGAGCUGAGCCAGCCUAACACAGGCCACCUGCCCCUCCCUUACUCUGAGCCACCUGCGCAGUGCUCCAGAGUGGGCUUCAUGAUCAUUGUGAGGCACUGAGGUCACCCACUUCCUUGGGAGGGUGUGGUCUGCUGUUUUUCAGUGGGCAGCUGUGACUUCAGUGUCAAUAAAGUCAGUGCUGACACCUGCAAAGCAA
Cavia porcellus (domestic guinea pig) is the source of this 772-nucleotide messenger RNA. RefSeq names its product 5-hydroxyisourate hydrolase-like. The transcript has 5 exons. Gene Ontology annotation, molecular function: hydroxyisourate hydrolase activity. NCBI's taxonomy places the organism in Eukaryota, Metazoa, Chordata, Mammalia, Rodentia, Caviidae. The coding region runs from base 41 to 577 and encodes 178 amino acids. The record is from RefSeq and is a predicted model, not a curated record. Gene Ontology annotation, biological process: purine nucleobase metabolic process.